GAGGGCUAAAGCGCACCCUGGGGGCAGCGCCGCAUCUGGCAGGGAUUUAGGGGUGCACAUCCAGUGCCCGCCGCAAUCAACAAUGGCAAAUGAACCGGUGAUUUUGAAUGUGUAUGAUAUGUAUUGGAUAAAUGAAUACACCUCUACCUUGGGGAUUGGAGUCUUUCACUCUGGCAUCGAGAUCUAUGGCAGAGAAUUUGCCUAUGGAGGGCAUCCUUACCCUUUCAGUGGGAUUUUCGAGAUCACACCCGGCAGUGCGGUAGAGCUUGGCGAGACCUUUAAGUUCAAAGAGUCCGUUGCCUUGGGCACCACAGACUUCACAGAAGAGGAUGUGGAUAAGAUUAUGGAGGAGCUGGGCAAGGAGUACAAGGGCAACGCGUACCAUCUCAUGCACAAGAACUGCAAUCACUUCUCCACCGCCCUGGCAGAGAUCCUGUGUGGGAAGGAGAUCCCCCGGUGGGUGAACCGCCUUGCCUACUUCAGCUCGUGCAUCCCUUUCCUCCAAAGUUGCCUCCCCAAGGAGUGGCUGACCCCAGCAGCCUUGCAGAGUCACAUCAGCCUCGGCCUUCACAAAGAGGAGCAGGGAGACACAACGGAUGAGGAGUCCCCAUCCACUUCUGCAGCUGCCUCAGCCUCAGGCACCUCGAGAACCUGUAGACAUACCCGGGUCUGAGCUGUGCCCACUAUGCUCUCUCCCUUCUCUUGCUCUCUGGGUUUCUUCUGUUCCUUUCUUGUUUCCUCUUUCUCCUUCUUUCCUUCACCCAUGAACAUUGGGGAAAAUCCCCUUAACCGAGAUGAGCUCUUGAUCCCUUCUUGAAGGGUUGUCAUUACUGUGGCUUGGCAAAAUGACUCUGAACUACAGCAUUGUGCUGACAAGUGUGGUGGCUAACCUGGACACUCCUUCCAAAGCCCGCUAUGCUCCUUGAGCUGCAGAGAACUACUGACUUUCUGGGCAUGAGAGCAUGGGACUGGAGGGAACCAUACUGUGAAGUUCCUUGGCUGGAACUAUUUUUAUUCUUUUAUCUCCCCCUCUCUUUCCUGCCCAUAACUCUCCUCUCCAGUUCUGCCCAGACAGCCCCUCCCCCACACCAGACCUCCUGGACCUACCAAAUGAAGGAAGCAGAGCCUCAGCUUGACUUUUUCAUCUCUAAGACCAGCAACAAGCUCCUGAUGCCCCUCCUUUUUGUAACUGCCGGGUUUGUAAAUCAUUUGAAGGACAAGUGAGAGGUGCUGCUAUUCUACAACCACCAGUUUUCUGUGUUAGGAUUCAAGAGAUCAGAGGACUGUCCUCCUCCCAACAACAAUACCAAAAUUACCUAGAAAACAAACGUGUAAUGGUGGUUUUUAUUUGGUUCCAACAGUGAGCGGGGCUAAUGCUCGCAGGGGGGGGGAGGGGGUAGCUAUUAAAUAGAUGCAAGGGUGGCCUUUGGUUGGUUGGUUGGUUCUCUUAGGCAAAGACAUUUUGGUUUCCCUACUCAAAUCACCAGUUUCACAUCCCUGGUUUGCUGUUUCCCUUCCUUUUCACUGAAGUAGCAAAUUUGUCUUCUGGCUGGCUAGCCUGCUGCCUCUCGCAACAUAUGUUCUGGAGUGAGAGGGUAUUCCUUAGUCAGAUUGCUAUUUCCUUCAGUCUUUCCUCACAGUAACACAGGACCCAACAUAUAGUUCCCUUAGCAGCCACCUACCCAGUUGCCAUUUAAAGCCAACCCAGUAUGGCAAAAACUACCUAGACAGAGAAUAAACCUGAAGAAUUUACACUUGUUCCCCUGUCUCAGAGGCUGUCUUGGGAUGGAGUGAGCAGCUUGGGAUCCCAUCAGGAAGCACUGAGGAUGCUGCACUGUGGCAUCUUUUGUUACAUAACAUUCUCUUAUUUCAGUAUAGAAAAGGGGCAAGGGCGGGUGCCCCAUAACUGGUUUAUAGAUGUAUUAUGCCCACAAUGAUGGUUUCUAUGAGGGGAAAGGGAAACAGAGAAGGAAGUAAUGGCACCAAUUCCAGUAUUCUAUCACCUCACCAGAAACUAUGUUCAGCAGCUAGUGGAGUGUGGAAAAGAAAAAUCUAGGUCCCUUUCCCCCCAUCAACCACACAGAAGAGAAAGACAAAAGAGCCUGAGGAUGUGGGUAUUAUGUAUUAACUUAGGACCUGAAAGGAAGGGCUAUGCUCCAGCUGAAGGCAGGAGGAGGUAUAGAUGCCCAGCACCUCUGAAAAUCAAGCCACUAGUGUGGAUGAGUGGGUCUCCUGCUGGUGGUCAGCUAGAGUGGAAACAACAGUCUGCUAAUUACAACUAGCUACGCAAACUAUUCCAUUAGCUCAAGUAUAUAGAGAUUGUGGGUUUGGUAUUGAAAGUCCUGAAUUUGAUUCCUCAUAGAUGUGCCUGGUAUCUGUAUGUACAUGGCCUCAGUUUGGUACUUGUGUGUAUCCACAUGCCCAGAGAGAUUAAGGAAUCAGAAGAGCCCUGUGAAAAGAUCGGACCUUCAUUCACGGACAACAGCUGCAUUCUUGGAUAGGUAGCAGAGUACAGGAGCUUUCCAGGGCCAGAAAUUCCAUCCUUACGUUAGGGUUUAAACUCAUCCCCUGUAAUGAUGCACAUUUGUACAAUGAAAUCUUCAUAACAGGCUUCCAAUGUUUCAUAAGCCUCGUAUCCCUGCCCAGAACCAAAGUCAAACUCCGUUAAACUUAGCCACCUCCAGUCAGCGCCCACAACUUGAAUUGCAUUGUCAGUUAUUCCUUCCACCUUUCUCAGCAUAGCUAUCUCUAUGUAAUUGCGUGGAGCCAACAUCACAUUCUCUGGUACCCUGGUUUGUUCUGUGAUGAUUUACUAGGAUCAGCACCCUAUUCUCCAUUAUUCUGACAUUGCCAGAGCUGCUGCUACCCUGCCACAAUACAGCACCGCACUCUCAAUUGCUGUUCGGUGACUCCUGCCUAAGCCAGCCAUGAAAUCUCCAUUUUUCUGAAGUUCCCAGAAUUUCAGCCAAAAAUCAGCCUUGUGACUGCAGGUAUGUGCAGGAACUGAGUGGAGACAUCCCAGAGCUUUCAUUUAGAGAGAGAAUAUUGCAGUCAGAUUUAGAGCAAAUAGUCCUGGAUUGACAGUCAGCCAUUCAUCACCCCAACUUGCCAUCUUGCAUCUGAUCUCAUCUGAAGCACCACAUUUGAAGUCCCAUGUGGACUCAGGGCUCCAGUGGUGUACCUUUCCUUUAGGGAAAUAUUUUCUCUAAAUAUUUUUCUGAACAGAUGCAACUAGUUUAAUUUUAAUCCAAGCAAGUUGCAUUCCUCCUCUAUUUAAGUCCAUGGGGAGAGGAGACAUGCUUGAGGCUGCAGGACACUUAUUUGGUGAAAGCUGUUAGCUCUAUAAAAAGUUGGGAUUUGGGGGGGGGCGGGGUUUGCAGUGUGGGCAAGGAGCAGUAAGAAAAUCAAACCACCAUUGUGGCAAAUUCAUAGCUCAGAAUGCUUUAUAGACCUCAAGACUGCUAUUUAUCAUCCCACCCUGUCCAAGCUAAUUGAUCAACAGUGACCAGCAUAAAGAAAAAGACACUGUGGAAAUAAAAAGGAUAUUAACAAUAUAGUUACCUGUGUAAUUAACAGCAUUUUAACUUAUUAAAAUGAAGUUUUUAAAAUCUUAUUUAUUGGUCCCUAUCAGUGCAGUUUGUUUAUUUUGGGCACUUUGCCUUCCCCUUAGAGAGUGAAAUUAGACUGGUUGAUUUCACAUUCUGGUUCUAGUUACUUUUACUUCCUUUUUUCCCUCUGUAGUUCUCAGUGCUGUUAUUUGGGCUCCUAACACUGCUGGGGAAGUUUAAAAUACCAGCAUUUCUCACCAAAAAUAUAUAUAUAUGUUUGUGUACAUUUGGAAAAUAUUUGUAUUCAUAAUGUU
Molecule: messenger RNA, 3862 nt
Organism: Pelodiscus sinensis (Chinese soft-shelled turtle)
Lineage: Eukaryota; Metazoa; Chordata; Testudines; Trionychidae
Source: RefSeq, a predicted model, not a curated record